CGUCUCUAUCCUCGUGCUCCCUCUCUCUCUCUCUCUCUCUCUCUCUCUCUCUCUCAAGUCUCACCCUCUCCAUGUACAACAACACAACCAUUUUAGCUCCUUAAAAAACACACUCUCACAACGUUGUCAAUGGGUGCUGACAUGUCGAACAAUCCACCUCCAACUUCUCAAACCAAAGACUUAUUUGCCUCUCCAGCUCUUUCUCUUAGCCUUGCUGGGAUUUUUCGCCAUGGCGGUGCGGCGGCGGAGGCUGAGGCUGCCACUUCUCACAUGGAGUUGGAGGAUGGGGAGGAGGGGAGUGUUGGGAUUGAGCGCCUUGAGGAGAUUAGCAGUGAGACCUCAGGUCCCACAAGAUCCAGAUCAGAGGAUGAUUUUGGUGAAGGAGAAGGUGAGCACGAAGAUGAUGACGGUGAUGGAGACAAAGAUAACAAGAAGAAGAAGAAGAGGAAGAAAUAUCACAGGCACACACUUGAGCAGAUCAAAGAAAUGGAAGCGCUUUUCAAAGAGUCACCACAUCCUGAUGAAAAGCAGAGACAACAACUUAGCAAGCAAUUAGGCCUUGCUCCUAGGCAAGUCAAGUUCUGGUUCCAAAAUCGUCGAACCCAGAUCAAGGCAAUACAAGAGCGUCAUGAAAACUCAUUGUUGAAGACAGAAAUUGAUAAACUAAAGGAGAAAAAUAAGAGCUUGAGAGAGAUCAUAAACAAAGCUUGCUGCCCCAAUUGUGGGGUGCCCACUACAAGCAGAGAUGGUGCCAUGCCAACUGAAGAACAACAACUACGCAUUGAAAAUGCCAAACUCAAAGCUGAGGUUGAGAAACUUCGAGGAGCUUUAGAAAAAUACGCACCAGGGACAACUUCCCCUUCAUGUUCUUCUGGCCAUCAUGACCAAGAGAACAGAAGCUCUUUGGAUUUUUACACUGGAAUUUUUGGACUUGAUAAGUCAAGGAUAAUGGACAUUGUAAACCAAGCAAUGGAGGAGCUCAUAAAGAUGGCCACAGCAGGGGAACCGUUAUGGCUGCGUAGCUUUGAGACCGGUCGCGAAAUACUUAACUAUGAUGAGUAUGUGAAGGAGUUUGCAGCUGAAAAUUCCGAGAGUACUGGGCCAAAGAGAUCCAUCGAAGCCUCAAGAGAGACAGGGGCUGUUUUUGUUGAUCUCCCAAGGCUUGUCCAAAGUUUUCUAGAUGCUAAUCAAUGGAAGGAAAUGUUUCCGUGUUUGAUAUCCAAAGCAGCAACAGUUGACAUCAUAUGCAAUGGAGAAGGAUCUAACAGGAACGGUGCAGUGCAACUGAUGUUUGCUGAACUACAAAUGCUCACACCAAUGGUGCCCACAAGAGAGGUGUAUUUUGUCAGGUACUGCAAACAAUUGAGUGGUGAACAAUGGGCAAUCGUUGAUGUAUCCAUAGACAAAGUAGAAGACAACAUCGACGCUUCCCUCGUCAAAUGCAGAAAACGCCCAUCCGGUUGCAUUAUUGAGGACAAGUCAAAUGGCCAUUGCAAAGUAAUCUGGGUGGAGCACUUGGAAUGCCAGAAGGGAGCAGUCCACACAAUGUAUCGCGCCAUUGUGAACAGUGGCCUGGCCUUCGGGGCAAGGCACUGGAUUGCGACAUUGCAACUUCAAUGCGAACGUCUUGUUUUCUUCAUGGCAACUAAUGUCCCCAUGAAGGAUUCCACUGGUGUUGCCACGUUGGCUGGGAGAAAAAGCAUUUUGAAGUUGGCACAAAGAAUGACAUGGGGCUUCUGCCAUGCAGUCGGGGCAUCAAGCUUCCACACAUGGACUAAGGUUACCAGCGAAAAUGGGGAAGACAUAAGGAUUAGUUCUAGAAAGAACUUGAACGAUCCUAGUGAGCCUCUUGGGCUGAUACUGUGUGCAGUUUCUUCUGUGUGGCUGCCUGUCUCUCAUAAUGUUCUGUUUGAUUUCUUGAGGGAUGAAACUCGCAGGACUGAGUGGGAUAUCAUGUGCAGUAGCGCUUCAGUGCAGUCCAUUGCAAAUCUAGCCAAAGGGCAAGACCGAGGCAAUGCAGUAACCAUUCAAACAAUAAAAUCCAAAGAAAACAGCAUGUGGAUACUGCAAGAUAGCUGCACAAAUUCUUAUGAGUCAAUGGUGGUGUAUGCUCCAGUGGACAUUACUGGCAUGCAGUCUGUGAUGACAGGAUGUGAUUCAAGCAACCUUGCCAUACUGCCCUCAGGAUUCUCAAUUGUUCCUGAUGGCCUAGAGUCAAGGCCAUUGGUGAUUACUACAAGGAAGGAAGAAAAGAACACAGAGGGAGGAUCUUUGUUUACAAUAGCAUUCCAGAUCCUUACCAAUGCUUCUCCUACAGCAAAGUUAACAUUGGAAUCUGUGGACUCGGUCAACACUCUUGUAUCAUGUACAUUGAGAAAUAUCAGAACAAGUUUACAGUGUGAAGAUGGAUAGUCAAAAAUCAAAAUCAGAUAAUUACAAGAUAGGCUUUGAUUAGAUGUGAUAUUCUUCUGCAUUCUAUCCCCUUUUUGGCCAGUGUUCAGCCUGGCAAAACUAGCUUGCAUUUAUGAUUUAUCUCCUUACUUUGGGUUAAUUUUAUUCAUUGUUCCAUUAGGAAGGAGGGUUUGGACUGAAUAUUUAUAUUUGUAAUUUGUAUCUGCAGUUCCAUAGGCAGAACUAGAAAGAGAGAAAAAAAAAAGUUUAGAGCCUAGAAAUCAUGUAUGUCGUCUUGUACAGAAUUAUCAUUUGUUAAUUCCUUAUGUGUUUGGUUUAUGCCUAA
Messenger RNA from Lotus japonicus, 2737 nucleotides. Its product is annotated as homeobox-leucine zipper protein GLABRA 2. Gene Ontology annotation, biological process: regulation of DNA-templated transcription. The transcript has 12 exons. Lineage: Eukaryota; Viridiplantae; Streptophyta; Magnoliopsida; Fabales; Fabaceae. Bases 130 to 2412 code for a protein of 760 amino acids. Gene Ontology annotation, molecular function: lipid binding; DNA binding; DNA-binding transcription factor activity, RNA polymerase II-specific. The record is from RefSeq and is a predicted model, not a curated record.